Cyprinodon tularosa is the source of this 1088-nucleotide messenger RNA. RefSeq names its product polycomb group RING finger protein 5-A-like. Gene Ontology annotation, cellular component: PRC1 complex. The record is from RefSeq and is a predicted model, not a curated record. Gene Ontology annotation, biological process: regulation of transcription by RNA polymerase II. NCBI's taxonomy places the organism in Eukaryota, Metazoa, Chordata, Actinopteri, Cyprinodontiformes, Cyprinodontidae. The transcript is spliced from 8 exons. Bases 42 to 782 code for a protein of 246 amino acids.
AAAGUCUUUCUACUCCCCCCCCAUAAACACAAACUACAAACAUGGCCGCCACAGGACGGAGGCACCUGGUGAAAGAUUUCAACCACUUCAUCACCUGCUACCUGUGCCGAGGUUACCUGAUCAAACCCACCACAGUCACUGAGUGCCUGCACACCUUCUGUAAGAGCUGCAUCGUGCAGCACUUUGAGGAGAGCAACGACUGUCCUAAAUGUGGCAUUCAGGUCCACGAGACCAACCCACUGGAGAUGCUCCGGUUGGACAACACCCUGGAGGAGAUCAUCUUCAAGCUGGUGCCUGGCCUCAGAGAAAAAGAGGAACAGGAAGAAGUGGAGUUCUGGAAGAAGAACCAGCCGAGGGAGAACGGCCAAGAGAACCUGAAGUAUCAGCGGCCCUGGCUCCCCGAGGGCGCCGCCGCUGGGGGGGGCGGCGCUGAUGAUGACGGUGAUGGCGGUGAAGAAGGAGACUACCACAGGAGCGACCCUCAGAUAGCCAUCUGUCUGGACUGCCUGCACAACACGGGGCAGUCAGGGGAGAGCACCGUGACGGAUCUGAUGAAGAGGUUCAUCCGCUGCUCCAGCCGCGUCACCGUGGGAACCAUCAAGAAGUUUCUCAGUCUUAAACUGAAGCUGCCGAGCUCUUAUGAGCUGGACGUUCUGUGUAACGGGGAGAUCAUGGGCAGAGAUCACACUCUAGAGUUCAUCUACAUGACUCGGUGGAGGCUGCACGGGGAGAACACGUACCCCAUGGUCCUGGAGUACCGGCCGCGCAUCGACUUCGGCUGAGCAGCUGCUGCAGGAGGACACAUGAUCCACACAUAAACACAAAUGCAUUCACACAUGUGAACACACACACACAUAACGCCUAAAAGUGCAGAUAAAGAGAGAUUUAGAUGUAUUUUUGUACAGCCGAUGAUGAAGUGCUUAUGUUGUUGCGUUAAAAAGCCUUUAUGCUCCAUAGAAUAAUAUAUGCUAUGAUAUAUGCUAUUUUUAAAUGUAUGUCCCUGUGCCUAAAGACCUGUUUGGAACGAUCAUAUCUCUACUUUGCCUGUCAAACUAACUGUAGAUUAAAUGUUGAUUUUCUACUGUGGG